Fonsecaea nubica is the source of this 969-nucleotide messenger RNA. RefSeq lists its product as hypothetical. The record is from RefSeq and is a predicted model, not a curated record. Bases 1 to 969 code for a protein of 322 amino acids. NCBI's taxonomy places the organism in Eukaryota, Fungi, Ascomycota, Eurotiomycetes, Chaetothyriales, Herpotrichiellaceae. The transcript has a single exon. Gene Ontology annotation, molecular function: mRNA binding.
AUGUCGUAUCCGACCCCUCCAGGUCUCAAUACUUCUCAACCUCCGGCCUCACUCCCUGCGCGACCGCCGCCCUCUGCAAUCGGCCCCUCACCAGCCUUCAAACCAUCCUCGAGCGCCGCCACUGCGAAGCCGGCCUUCACGGCAUUCGCUCCAAGGUCGAUAGCGAAUUCAUAUCGCACCAGCAGUCCAGCUCAUUAUGCUGCCACACCCGUAACGACCUACAGUCCGGCUGCACAGUAUCCGCAACCCACAUCACUUCCUCAAUAUGAUGCAACGUACUCGAGCGCUCCUCAGAUCCGCAACCCUUUCGUGCCAACGCCAGAGGCGUCUUCCUCGGCGAACCCAUAUUCAGGCUUCGAUGCCGACUACGAGGCUCAGGUCCAACAAUGGCAAAGCGCAUACGUGAGCAGAGAUGCGAGUACCACGUCCACACCCAAACCGACCGGGGGAGCCCCUCCAAACACAAACCCAGUAACGAAUACGUCACAUAAAGAGCCCACAACUCAGCAAAAAGACGAUGUCGCUAAAACAGUCUACCGUUCCGGUGGCGGUACAAGCUGGACUGAUCCGACUCUCCUGGAGUGGGAUCCGGCACAUUUCCGUAUCUUCGUUGGCAAUCUCGCGGGCGAAGUAACCGAUGACUCGCUCUUAAAAGCAUUUGCACAAUAUCCCUCUGUCCAGAAAGCUCGCGUGAUCCGAGACAAACGCACUACCAAAUCCAAGGGGUAUGGGUUCGUGAGUUUCGCUGAUGGCGACGAUUACUUCCGAGCUGCAAGAGAUAUGAAUGGGAAGUAUGUUGGCAGCCAUCCGAUUGUGGUGAAAAAAGCUGUGACGGACGUACGACCCACAAACUCGAAGCAUUCCGGCCACAAGGGCAAAGGUGGUGCGGGUGGGCAUGGAAAGGUCGAGCAUGGUGGUGUGCAAAAGAAACAACCCAAGACAAAGGGUGGACUGAAGGUUCUUGGAUAA